Messenger RNA from Dothidotthia symphoricarpi CBS 119687, 1149 nucleotides. RefSeq lists its product as uncharacterized. The record is from RefSeq and is a predicted model, not a curated record. The transcript is spliced from 5 exons. NCBI's taxonomy places the organism in Eukaryota, Fungi, Ascomycota, Dothideomycetes, Pleosporales, Dothidotthiaceae. The coding region runs from base 1 to 1149 and encodes 382 amino acids.
AUGCUCACUGUGCCCCCAAAGUGUUGGCCCCUCUCCACCUCAAAUGAGAUACUUUUCAAUGUCGUUGCGCAUCUCGUAACAGGCGACGACAUCGACGUUAAAACUCUACUCAACCUAUGUCGUUCCUCACGCGUUCUCCUCGACAUUGCGCAACCAGCACUCUACACCUGCGUUCGAAUAACGGAGCCAGCGGUAGACCCCUUGAAGCCUCUCAAGAUCUUUCUUAGAACUUUGAUGGAACGUCCGUCAUUGAGCAAAGAGACGCAAGAGCUUGCUCUGAUCAACGACCGGCACCUCCACUUUACAGCUCAGAUUGAAGCACCAUGUACUUUGUUGGAACGUGUCCAUGAGUUGCAGGCCGAUUCCUCGAUUUUCUCCAAGUUGAAGACGUUUCAUCUACACAAGAAGUACGAACAAGGCCCGGUCAACAUAAAGGAGUACAUCCAUCUUAUGCGAUACCCUUCAUUCAAAAGAUUCUCAACCGAGAACGAUGUUCCUCAUAUCAUAGGCGAACCUCGCGCAAUUAAUACCCUGACGCAAUCGGCUGUUGAAUUGCUAUGGUGCAUAGCGCCAUUGCCUACAAUGAGACAGCUGUUGGAUGUCUGCCCUCGUCUGACUCUCUUUGAAUUCGUUGUUCCUGAUCGAGCCCGUUACACAUCAAUGUUAGAUGUGGGCCAUGAACCGUUGGUUGGACCACAAGAACUUGUCGAGGCGUUGCUCAAAACACACAGCCAUACUCUAAAAUCUCUUCGUCUAGAUUUUCAUCAUUUCUACGACAUUAGCGAUCCGGACAUGCUAGAGGAACUAGAGCAACUUGGCGAGACACCAGAGGACUGCUGGAUGACUUAUUCAUCAAUGCGUGGCUUUGAGAAUUUGACGCACAUGACCAUUGAGUUCCAAAAGCUCGUCAAGGUUCACAAACUCCCGGCAUCGUUAGAGUCGUUGAACCUUGAACUUUGCGAGUUUGCGGAUCUGAAUAAGGAAUUCCUUGACGAUUUGAUUCAGCUGAAAGAAAAGUGGUGUCCAGUAAUUGAAAGUGUUACUGUGAGCGGUUUGGAGAAGACCAACGAGGAUGGACGGACGUUGACAUUCUUGGGUGUGGGGUAUCAGCUACGGAUACAAAGUUAUCAGCUUUUGAUCACCGGGUGA